Molecule: messenger RNA, 2460 nt
Organism: Westerdykella ornata
Lineage: Eukaryota; Fungi; Ascomycota; Dothideomycetes; Pleosporales; Sporormiaceae
Product: SNF5-domain-containing protein
Exons: 2
Coding region: 1-2460 (819 amino acids)
Biological process (GO): chromatin remodeling; regulation of transcription by RNA polymerase II
Cellular component (GO): nucleus; nuclear chromosome; SWI/SNF complex
Molecular function (GO): transcription coregulator activity
Source: RefSeq, a predicted model, not a curated record
AUGCCCUCGCCCGCUACCCAACCGCCGCCGGCCGACCGCGGCCAGACACUCGAUUCUCCAUCCCAGCAGGCUCAAGGAGCAUCGCCCCACGUGAAUGGUACCAAUGGAAAGAGCGCUGUGCAACAGCCCGAUGACCAUGACACAGUAGACAGACCAGAUGACGACCAGGCGAUACAAGAGGGUAAACAGAAAGCAAAGGCGGUCCUCGCCGCCUCGGGAGUGAACCUUGGCACUAGCACCCCGACAAACGCCGACAUGCAAACUGGAAUGGCCUCGUCAGCUGUCGCCGAAGGUGUUAAUGGCGCCUCCAAGGGUCGGAAGCGCUCGCGCUCAGGGUCACCGAAGCCCUCGCAGUCCCCUAUACAGGAGAUCUCACGGGAUGAACCUCCGCCUUCGAAGAACAGCCUCUUGCAGAGAUACAUAAACCGUGACCAGUUUGCCACUAUAGCAUUACUCGAACGCGACCAGCUCAGCGUCCAAAUCACCGAUCAGCUUAAUGAAGAUUGCAAGCUUUACAGAGAAUGGUAUGCCGCGCGGCGACACCAGGAUCCUGGCUCUGUCUUCGGGUAUGGCUAUAUGGGCUACGGAAACGGCGUUACGGAGAUGAAAGGAUCGCGGUUGCAAUACCCAAUGCAAGCCAGACGCCCAGGAAACCGAAAGUCAAGACCCUACCCUCGCGUGCCCAGGGACAAAUUCCUAGCUCAGGCAGAGCAGAUCGAAGAACUGGUCCCGCUGAGGCUGGAUAUUGAGUUGGACAAGAUCAAGUUACGUGACACCUUUACCUGGAAUCUCCAUGAUCGCAUUACCGACACGGCAGUCUUCGCUGAGAAUCUGGUGGAGGACUUCCGCCUCCCUAUAGAGCUUCGACCUUCCCUCAUCCAGCAUAUCCAUCGUGAGAUGAAUGAGCAAAUACAGGAUUACUAUCCGCACCCUUGCAUAGAUGAGGAACCCCUUGACCCACACCUUCCAUAUACCGCAUAUAAAAACGACGAGAUGCGCAUACUCAUAAAGCUUAACAUCACUAUUGGCCAGCACACACUGGUCGACCAGUUCGAGUGGGAACUCAACAAUCCCUUGAAUUCGCCUGAGGAGUUUGCCCGGCAAAUGGCAUGCGACCUUGCUUUGUCCGGAGAAUUUACCACUGCGAUUGCACACUCGAUUCGGGAGCAAUGUCAGAUGUUCACUAAAAGCCUCUACAUAACAGGUCAUCCAUUCGACGGAAGGCCUGUGGAGGAUUCAGACAUACGGGAGAACUUCCUCCCGUCACCAUUACCAUCCGCAUUCCGGCCAAUGCUCUCAGCCAAGGACUAUCAGCCAUACCUGUAUGAGUUGAACGAGGCCGAAUUGGAAAGAGCCGAACUCUCGAUUAUGCGUGAACAACGGCGGCAGAAACGUUCUGUCAAUCGUCGUGGAGGUCCGGCGCUGCCAGAUCUGAAGGAUCGUCAACGAACAGUCCGCACUUUGAUUGUAUCUUCUGUACUUCCUGGGGCGGCCGAAACCAUUGAAGAAAGCCACAUUUUCAAGAUUACGCGAUCCAAGAAAGCAGGUGCUCGUCCGGGCCGCAUCAAUGAUGAUGAUUCGGAUGAGUCUGAAAGCGAGGAUUCCGCUCCAGAGUCACCCGCUCCUUCGCAGAUCACAGGCGGUACUGCGCGAACAAGAGGGUUGCGCCAGUCGGCCAGCGUGGCGAACGCUGCCAUGCGGUCCGCAUUGGGAAGAUCUGCUACCCCGGAGGUCUCGUCCCUCCAUGAAGUUAGGUCAUCGUCUCGAUCUCUUAGGCACGAAUUCCGUGAGGAGAGCGCGUCUGAGCCAUCCUCCCUGAUUGUGAAGCUCCGCAUCAAUCCCAGGAGGUUUCGAGAAUUCUGGCAAAAUCCGAAGGCAUUUGCAAGACCGAAAGCGCCAACCCCUUCUUUAGCCGCCACACCCCAAAGAGGCACACCCGGUGCCAAUUCCAUGCCGCCACCGCCUUCUCCGGCAAUGGCAUCGCAAUCCAAGUCUUCUGGUAACGCGGCUUCCGUGGAGGCGUCUCCGAAGCCACCGUCGACACCCAGUCCCGCUCCUCAAUCCCAGCAGAAAUGGCAGUAUUACCCUGAUGGACGCACCGAUGCGCCGUUCCCUCAAGUUCCCGGAGCUGCAGCACCUCCACCGCCUCCAUGGCUGCAGGCAGCAUGCGAGGCUCUGCAUGCGAAAUAUCCCGAUGACCAAUUCGAGGCUACAAUGCGGUACUGUAUCAUCAACAAGGAAACCAACACGAAUGUCAAUAUCAGCGAACUUCCUCCAUCCAAGACAUUACCCCCGCACCUCAAAGCGCAAUAUUUACCUCGUCUCCGCUGCAAUGACUGUCCCGGGAAGGCGUAUACUGCUGGGCCCGGGCAAUCGGCCGACAAUUUCGAGGUGCAUUUGAAGAACAAGCAUCACAAGGCGAAUGUCGACCGUCGGCUUGGAAGAGGAAACUCAUCAUAA